Arctia plantaginis is the source of this 1005-nucleotide messenger RNA. The record is from the annotation of a GenBank genome assembly. NCBI's taxonomy places the organism in Eukaryota, Metazoa, Arthropoda, Insecta, Lepidoptera, Erebidae.
AUGAUUAUGUUAAGAGAAUUAGUUUUUACGUUUCUCAUAGUGAAAUGUUUAACUUUUAGGGCGACCACACCGCUUAUUAAAAAUAUCCAGCGAGGCGGCAGGCAUUUCGAAGGUCCUCAUUGGUCAACUACAGAGAACGCCUUAUACUGGGUGGACAUAGGCGGCCAGAAGGUAUAUAAAUUGGAUUCCCAAACAAAUAAUAUCACCUCAAGGACAAUCGGUUACGGACCAGUAUCGCUGGUGGUGUCAGUAAAGGACAAUCCCAAUUUAAUUCUAAUUACGGUGAGGUCGGAGCUAUAUUUCCUGAACUGGGAUGCACCAGAAUGUGACAGCUCGCUGAGACUCCUCAGUGCAGUCGACUUAGGCCUGCCAGACAAUAGAUGCAAUGACGGCAAGGUCGAUGCUGCUGGAAGACUUUGGUUUGGUACCAUGGGAAAAGAGGUAAAAGAGACAGUUCAACCGGAUCAAGGAACAUUGUACAUGAUGGAUUCCAGCAACUACGUUGAUCCCGUACCUAAGGUACGACCGGUGACUACGUCAAAUGGAAUCGCAUGGACCUCAGAUAGCAAGUUUAUGUUCUACAUUGACACACCCACUAGAAACAUAGACGUAUUUGACUUUGACAUUACAAAUGGAUCCCUCCGUAACAGAAGGACACUUUUCAGCUUCAAAGCAAACAAUGUAACAGGAUAUCCUGAUGGAAUGACUAUUGAUAGUGAUGGAAACUUGUGGGUAGCUUGCUUUAAUGGAUGGAAGGUUAUCAAAAUAGACUCCAGGGCGGGCAAGUUGUUGGAAGAACAUAAGCUACCAGUUGCAAAAGUAACAUCGGUCAUGUGGGGUGGGCAUGACUUAUCUACAUUAUUUGUGACAACAAGUCGGGAAGGUUUGUCGCAGGCUGAACUUAACAUACAACUUGAAGCAGGAUCGCUAUAUGCUAUAGAGGGCACAGGAGCUAAGGGACUCCCAGAAAACCAGUUUAUUUUUCAUGAUGCAGCAAAUUACUAA